AUGGCUUUCGCAAAUAUUCGUCGUCUACACACUAAUAAUGUCGCUACCUUUCGCAAGUCUCCUCUUUCCGAAAUAUCCGGAUCGCUGGGCGAUCUCGGGACACUGCUCCCACUCAUGAUAGCCCUGGCUGUCAACAAUUCAAUAUCACUUUCCACUACCCUGGUAUUUUCAGGCCUUUGGAAUAUAUUUACUGGUGUUGCUUUUGGUAUCCCACUGCCUGUGCAGCCUAUGAAGGCAAUCGCUGCUGUUGCUAUCGCCAGAAAGUUCUCCAUUGAGGAAACAGUAUCUGCAGGUUUUACGACGUCCGGUUUCGUCUUUCUAUUCAGCGUCACUGGGCUACUGAGAUGGUUUACGCGAGUGAUACCCACCCCUGUCGUGAAAGGUAUCCAAGUUGGAGCCGGUCUCUCUCUCGUACUCUCUGCUGGAACCACUCUUCUUCAACCUCUUGGAUGGACUACUCCCAGCGCAGAGGAUAAUCUAAUAUGGGCAUUGUUCGCCUUUAUUACCUUACUUGCCACGCAGAAGAUGCGAAAGGUGCCAUAUGCUUUACUGAUAUUCCUUCUUGGUCUGGUACUAUCACUCUUCACAGCUGGCGCUCGCAAUAUUCCAUCGUUCAGGGUAUGGCACCCGACGAUACUUGCACCAUCCUGGACAGCGUUCAAGACAGGUGCAUUGGAUGCUGGUCUUGGCCAGAUCCCUCUGACGACUCUGAACUCUGUCAUUGCCGUUACCUAUCUCUCAGCCGACCUCCUACCUAAUAUUCCAACCCCUGGGGUGACUGAAAUCGGCAUCAGUGUUGCUGUGAUGAAUCUGAUAGGUGGCUGGUUCGGUGCCAUGCCAGUCUGUCAUGGAUCUGGUGGGCUGGCAGCGCAGUAUAGAUUCGGGGCUCGAAGUGGUGCGAGCAUUAUUCUUCUCGGAUCGUUCAAGAUCAUCUUGGGUCUUUUGUUUGGGGAAAGUUUGAUCGGGCUUUUGCGAGAGUACCCGAAAGGUCUUUUGGGUAUAAUGGUUUUGGCCGCUGGCUUGGAACUGGCCAAAGUAGGGGAAAGUUUGAACAACGGGGCGAGAGAUUUAUGGGAAGUUUCGGACAGUUCACAGAGCGAACACUCGGAAGGGCAAGGGUUGAAGCAUCAACGGACGCUAUCAGAUGAAGAGCGAAAGGAAAGGUGGACAGUCAUGUUUAUGACAGUUGGAUUUCUUCUUGCUUUCAAGAAUGACGGCGUUGGAUUUCUUGCUGGCAUGUUAUGCCACUACUUCAACCAGGCUUCGAGAGUAUGGGCUGAAUGGGAGAGUCUGAGGGUUAGGAGAGAGGACAGAGGGUCCAGAAGAAAUAGGCAGGCUACGACUGUUGAGGAAGAGGAAGAACAACUACUGGUGGACACGUAG
Messenger RNA from Cadophora gregata, 1383 nucleotides. RefSeq lists its product as uncharacterized. Gene Ontology annotation, molecular function: molybdate ion transmembrane transporter activity. Gene Ontology annotation, biological process: molybdate ion transport. The transcript is spliced from 2 exons. The coding region runs from base 1 to 1383 and encodes 460 amino acids. The record is from RefSeq and is a predicted model, not a curated record. NCBI's taxonomy places the organism in Eukaryota, Fungi, Ascomycota, Leotiomycetes, Helotiales, Ploettnerulaceae.